Bradysia coprophila is the source of this 785-nucleotide messenger RNA. RefSeq names its product RNA exonuclease 2. Gene Ontology annotation, cellular component: mitochondrion. NCBI's taxonomy places the organism in Eukaryota, Metazoa, Arthropoda, Insecta, Diptera, Sciaridae. Gene Ontology annotation, molecular function: nucleic acid binding; 3'-5'-RNA exonuclease activity. The record is from RefSeq and is a predicted model, not a curated record.
CGUAACCUCAAUUUUACAUUGUCAGUCGAACACGAAAAGUGAUCAACAACAACGUCUAUUUCAUCCGACAAAAUACUAAAUUUAUAAGCGGAUGAGUGUUAUUAUUCAUAAAAUCACCUUAAAAUGAUGACGGCUCAAAGACUUCUUUUGCCAUUAAUUCCAAGAUCAUUCAAACAUUAUUGUACUACGGCACCUGGCCCACCCCGAAAAAUGAGUGCACUUGUAUGGAUGGAUCUUGAGAUGACUGGACUGGACUACAAACAUGAUCGCAUUAUGGAAAUAGCCUGCCUCAUAACAGACAAUUCGAUGAACAUUAUUGCGGAAGGGCCACAUCUUAUCAUUAAUCAACCACAAAGCUUAUUGGAUGGCAUGAAUGAAUGGUGCACGACAACACAUACACAAACUGGUCUGCUCGAGCUAUGCAAAACGUCGAAAAUAACGGAAGAGGCAGCCGAAAAGGAACUGAUGUCGUUUCUGCGACAGCAUGUGAAAGAGAAGGCAAGUCCUUUGGCUGGCAAUUCCGUUUACAUGGAUCGAUUGUUCCUGAAGGAGUAUAUGCCAAAAAUUGACGAUUAUUUACAUUACCGUAUCAUUGAUGUUUCAACGUGCAAAGAAUUGUGCAAACGAUGGAACGGUUCCAUUUUUGCGAAAGCUCCUGAGAAGAAAUUGGUUCAUCGCGGGAUGGAUGAUAUUAAAGAAAGCAUCGAAGAGUUGAAAUAUUACAAACGAUUUAUGUUUACAAAGAAUUAACUUCAUUCCGGUCACAAUAAAGUUCAUUUUGUAAA